UUUAAAGUAAAAAUGGUCGCUUUCUUCUGUCCAAAUGAAAGUUAAAUAAUUUUAUUUUAUCGUAUGAUUCAUCAUCUAUUUAACGCACAAAGGUAUACUUGAAGGGUACGAGUUCAUAGUUUCAAGGGUGCAACAAGAUGAGUGAUCUGUUGUGGAUUACAGGACUGUGUGUUAUAGCCUUAGUGGUUGUGAGGAUUAGCCAUUGGUGGUACCGAUGGUCAAACCCUAAGUUCAACGGCAAGUUACCUCCGGGAUCAAUGGGUUUCCCGAUCAUCGGAGAGACAUUCCACUUCUACAAGCCUCAUGGAUUCUACGAGAUCUCACCUUUUUUCAAGAAGAGGAUGUCAAAGUACGGGCCUUUGUUUCGAACGAACAUUCUAGGAUUCAAAACCGUGGUUUCGACAGAUAAAGAUGUGAACAUGGAGAUUUUGCGGCAAGAGAACAAGUCUUUCAAUUUAAGUUAUCCGGAUGGUUUAGUGAAGUCACUGGGAAAAGAGAGCAUAUUUUUCAAGACCGGGAACAUUCACAAGCACAUCAAACUAAUAAGUAUGCAGCUUGUGGGUUCGGAGAAUUUGAAGCGGAAUAUAUUAAAAGAUAUGGACCGCGUGACCCGCGAGCAUCUCAGUUUGAAGGCUAGCCAAGGAAGAUUCGAUGUUAGGGAUGCAGUUUUCAGUAUGAUAACAGCUCACUUGACACCAAAAAUGAUAAGUAACCUCAAACCAGAGACUCAAGCAAAGCUUAUGGAUAAUUUCAAGGCCUUCAGUUUCGAUUGGUUUCGGCCAUCUUUUACUCUAGAGGCCUUGAAGGGAAUCUACAAAACUCUUCGGGCAUGCCGAGAUGGGAUGAAGCUGUUAAACGAAGUUUACUCGAAGAGGAAUGCGUCAACAGAAAAGCACGAUGACUUCCUUAACACGGUGAUGGAAGAGCUUGAGAAAGAAGGAAGCUUAGUGACCCAAGAUGCGAUUGUAAGCCUCAUCUUUGUUCUUUCAUGUGUCACUCAGGAGCUCACCGUUAAGACCAUUUGUUUCGCUGUCAAAUUCCUAUCGGAAAACCCAAAAGUUCUCGCUGAACUGAAGAGAGAGCACGAGGCGAUCCUUGAAAGCAGAGAAGAUAAAGAAGGUGGAGUUACUUGGGAAGAAUACAGACACAAGAUGACUUUCACCAACAUGGUUAUCAAUGAGACGCUUCGAUUAGCAAACAUGGCUCCGGUUGUGUUUAGAAAGGCGGUAGAGGAUGUGGAAAUCAAUGGAUACACUAUUCCAGCUGGUUGGGUAGUGUUGGUUGCAACUUCAGUGGUUCAUUUUGAUUCUGAAGUCUAUGAAAACCCUUUCGAGUUUAAUCCAUGGAGAUGGGAGGGGAAAGAGGUGCGGUCUGGGUCGAAAACAUUCAUGGUGUUUGGUGGAGGAGUUAGACAGUGCGUUGGUGCAGAAUUUGCGAGACUUCAGAUUUCAAUUUUCCUCCACCAUCUUAUCACAACUUACGAUUUCUCGUUGUUCAAAGGCUCUGAGGUGAUUCGAGCGCCAGCUGUUUUCUUCCCCGAGGGCAUUUCAAUAAACAUCUCCAAAUGUUCCACAUGACCUUAUCGCAGACAUCCUCUUACUAUAUAAAUCUCCUUCGUUUCGUCUUUGUUUUUCCUAAACAUUAUAAUAUAAUGCUCGCGAUUUCAAUAUCUUCUACAAGCAAACUCUACAAAUUAAAUAACUUAUAUGAACUUUUAGUCCCGUGAGAAUAAUAAUAUCUUCUACAACUCUA
This is a messenger RNA of Camelina sativa (false flax), 1752 nucleotides long. NCBI's taxonomy places the organism in Eukaryota, Viridiplantae, Streptophyta, Magnoliopsida, Brassicales, Brassicaceae. The record is from RefSeq and is a predicted model, not a curated record.